Molecule: messenger RNA, 1818 nt
Organism: Sclerotinia trifoliorum
Lineage: Eukaryota; Fungi; Ascomycota; Leotiomycetes; Helotiales; Sclerotiniaceae
Source: the annotation of a GenBank genome assembly
AUUGAGCAACUGUAGAUAUCCUACUCAAUUCAUCCUCAUUGAAUAAUACAAUCUCAAUGAUUGGAUAGGCGUCCAAAAAUUCAAUGGAUCAAGGAAGGACACUUGGAACGAAUUGCCCAGUUAGUAGGAUGUCUCUCCCAGUCCGGGCACUGCGGCAUUAAAUACAUAGUACCACAUGAUAUAAGAGAUUGAGGAGAAUUUGAUUGUAGUAAAUUACUUGGAGGAUUGAGGCUAAGACGGUAUUGAAAAAGUUCUUUCAUUUUCCUUUCUUCUUGCCCUUCUGGUCAUGUUCGCUCAAUAGUGGAUCAAGCAUAUAUAUAUCACUUUUCCCGCAAUAUCAGAGUCAGCCUCUGCUCGUUUUGAAAGUUCUUAUACCAAUUUAACUAUCAAACUUUUGCGCAUUAUCACGCAAUAAGGUGUAAUUCACUCGUUCGCUGCGGGAAUUGGGCCAGGCUUGAACAAAGAACCAUUGCGACACAGCCUUCCAUUUGGAAAACUGCGCAAAAUACUUCUCCCCUUUCUAAAUCCGGAUCAAACAACCAAUUCAUCGGCCAACUCUUUCCAUCAAUUUUGAGAAGCAUCGUGAUCCAUUAGAAAUGGCAGCUUUACCUCAAUAUCUUGCCGAAGAAGAGCUCCGUCGCGCUUCAUCUUCCUCCAUCCGAUCAGCUAACCUCUCCCACGGUCGCGGAGGCGCUGGUAAGCCUUUGAUAUCUGCUCUGAUUUUUUCUUUGAUUGACAUGUUUGCCCAGGAAACAUUGGAACUUCUCCUCACGAUGCAGAACCUGUUACUCUCAACACUCCCACCCUCAAAGGUGAUGUCUACACCACCGGUCGCGGAGGAAGUGGGAAUAUGACAAAGAACACCGAUCCUGAAUCGGCCAGACGGGUAAGGUUUCAGUACCCACUAGCAAGUUGUAUUUAAUGCUGACAGAAAGCAGGCGCAAGAUGUCGUUGGGUAGGUCGAAUCAUGAGACGCAGGUCACUUCUGGCAGUACUGAAUUCUAACUUAAAUGCUCUAGCACCCCGAGAAGAGAAUCUUCAUCGUCAAGUCAUAUUGGACGGGGCGGGGCAGCUAAUGUCUUCAAACCAAGCGAGGCCGAGAUCGCGGCAGCACGCAAAGAUGCUAGAUGGGAUAGUGCAAUCUCAGAUGAGGAUGAGCUUUAUUACAUCAAGCCUGACAACAAACUCGCAAGCGAGAAAGGUCUCGCGGACAAGGGAAAGGCAUGGUUGAAAGAAAGGAUGGGCAAGGUUUAAACAAAUUCGAUAAACUCUAAGGCGUUAAAAAUGAAAUAUACCAGGCGUGGCUGGAUUUGCUUGACUUUGAGGGGUAUGGGGUUACCCCUCAACGAUGGUUAGGUAUUGGGUUCUUUGAGCAUGGCAUUAUGCGGCAGAGCUGUACGGCGUUACCUUGUUGGCACUUGGCUUCCGUGCAAAAUCGUUACGGUUCUUGAUAUAGAUGCAAUAAACAUUUAGGCAUUUAUAACCAAUGAAGUCAUUGAUGCCAGUAAUCGAUUGGCAUAGUUCUGGUUCCUGGAAGAUUUAACCACAUUGGAGGUAUGAUUGGGGCAGCAAAUGUUCUAUGAGGUUGGUGGCUCUUUUGAAGGCAAUGCAAAAAGCACAUUCUCACGAUAUUGCAUGCGAACACAACUUGAUUCACUAUCGAACUUGGUGGAUCUAGGAAGCUUGUGUUUAUAAUAGGAAAUCGGGGUAAGGUCGGACAGAGUAUAUGUUAGAUAAUCUUGUCUGUAUGGCGUCUCGUAUUCUUAGAUAGUGAAAAUACGUACAAUUAGUCGCGCGGCACAGGUAAGACAAAGCAUG